ACCAGUAAGUCACGUCAUUUCCAAGCCUUCUACCGAGAACCGGAGGAUCAGGAUGAAAAAGAAAUCGGCACCACCUCAUCAUGCCAACAUGAUUCAGUUUCCAAACUGAAGCAAGACCAAUGCCUUCAUCAGGAGCGGGAUGAAUUCACUGGUGAAAUAGCUAAAUCAGCCUCGUCCACGUCCACGUCCACCGGUUCGUCGCACUUGCUGCCAGGACCAGACGCCUCGUCAAAGUCAUCCCUGGUAGAACGAGAUGGUUACAAGAUUGCCCAAAGUCAGGCUAUGAAUAGUGUCAGAUCGGAUAUACGACCGCUGCGACGGCACAUUUUCCAGCCUUCUGCAAAGAGACGGCAAUUCUCGUUUGAAUCGGCCGAGGCCGGCCCUAAUCCGCCCGUCGGUCAACGAACUAAUGCUCUUGGCGAAGGGCUGUCGGAUCUACCCUUGAGCCUAACGACCAAUUCUGUCACACCUUUGUGCAAAAGGCGCCAUAAUGCCAUUCAGCAUAAAAGGCCCUCUGCUAGCACCAACAAUGGCAAUGGGCAACAACCUUCUCCGACAAUAGAAUCGGACAAUUCACCGGCCACUGUACCUUUUGCAGACUGUGACAAGGCUCUCCUUUCAGGCGGUACAGCAGAGCACACCUCGAGCAAAGCUCCCAUCUCCGUCAACGAGGCUAGCAGCAGAAGCCACGCUAACGGCAACACUAGCCUGUACUAUUACCAGCUGUACCUAAGACAGCUUACCGCAGCAGCAGUAGCGGCAGCCACAAGUUGCGGCCGGCCUGCCGACAGUCCGGCCAAGCCAACACAUGUCCCGGGUUGCCAUCAUUUGCCUGCAUGGCUGACGAGACAAUCGAGCGUCAGCAGCACGAAUGCAAUCGCCACCCUUGAACCGACCCCCUUUACCGGGGACAAGGAGGAAGUUUCGUGUACCAAUGGCUCAUUCAAAGUUGGCAAUUCUGCUAGUGUGGUAUUCACGGGACGGCGUGAUCGCCGCAAUGACCAAUGCGAGUACUGUGGGAAGAUUUUCAAGAACUGCAGCAACCUAACGGUGCACAGGCGAAGUCAUACCGGCGAGAAGCCGUACCACUGUCGUCUGUGCAAUUACGCCUGCGCACAGUCUUCCAAACUGACGCGCCACAUGAAGACGCAUGGAAAGGAUGGAAAACCUAGCCACCACUGUAAGUAUUGCCAGACUCCAUUUAUAGUGCCAUCAACUCUGGAGAAACACAUGCGAAAAUGUAUUAAAUCUCGAAGCUCGGCAAGUAUUGGUGCGACCAACAACGGGCAUCAUGGCGGUGGGGCUCUAAAGGUGGGAACCCCGACAACCGGUACUGCCGUCUCAAUGGCUGCCGCUGCUGCGGCAGUAGCCACGAUGGCCGCCGUCGUGGCUUCCUCCGGGAUGGUACGGCAGCAUCAGCAUCAACUUUCGAAUCAUUCGCAGACUUCAGCAACCCACGACGCUCAAAAUCCACACUUACAACAGCCCACAAUCAAGCAACGGCCGAACGUCACACUGCCUCCAAUGCAUGCACAACACUCACAUACCAAUCAUAUGCACAACCAUCAUUAUAAUCAUUCGUACAAAAAUCAGCAACACCAUCAACUACUGACGCAAUCCUGUCAAAGACAUCAUCAUGCCCAAGAACAUGCGGAUGAACUCUCACUAGCAAGCCUCAGCACGAAUGCUAGCGGACCUAACGAGCACACUUUUUCCGACCUCAGUUUGCACGACGCGAACCGACUUCCUUUACAGCAUCGACAGCAUUCUUUACACCGUCAGUCUGCUAGAGAUCCUGGGGCUGGGCAACCACAGGUAGAACCCACAGAUUUGUCAGCCAGAAUAAUGCUACCCGGCAAAGUGGCUGGGACCGAAAAGUUGUCAUCUGGCGCCGAUGUAAGGUGUCGGGAAAGAAGUAGCGAAUUGGCCGAGCCCGAGGUUGGUCGCUUGACCGGCUAUUUUUCAGCGGCCUCCCUCUCAACCCUUUUUUCAUCAUCACCAUCCUGCUCGACCGCAUCAUAUUCGUCUUCAUCUUCAUCAUCUUCAGCUUUGACCACGGCUUCAGCUUCGCCCCUCGCCUCAGCCACUUCGGCCUUCAUCCCAGCGAAUUCCUGUCAAAUCGAGAAACAAGCACUAGCUAACUCUCGUUCUCAAAUAUCCUCGCCCUCUUUUGUCACCUCUUCCUAUUCUCCUUCCUCUGGAUCCAUCUCCACAGCCCAAAGUACUGCCUCUAAGAUCCCCGGCGCCAUGUCCAACCUGCCAUCUCUCAGUCUUCCGCUCACAAUACCUCUUCCCGCUCCUGCCCAGUCUGCGAUGCCUCUCACUCUGCCCUAUGGACUUGGAACGACCUCCGCAGCCUCUCUUUUUGCCGCAGCCUACGCUGCUUUAACUUCAUCUCAGCAAAGUGCCGGCGCCAUUACCUCUUCCUCCCCCUCCUCUUCCUCAUCCGCUUCAUCACCUUCUAACCUCACCACACCCAGUCGCUUGGCUCAGGCAGAAGACCGUGAAAAACGGCACUCUGAACUUGCUCCACCGACUGUAGACUGGUCGGCAACACUGACAGCUCGACCACAUCAGACCUCGCCGAAUCCGUUGCCAUUGACCACGCAAGCCAGACCAACGGGACAAAGUAACGUUGGACAACAUACUAAAAUCUCCUCCAAUUUGUCACAACCCUCACUGCAUUCCCAUCUUCCUGGUCCUUCUGGGUCAAAUUCGACUUCAACUGCUCAUGAUCUGCACCUUUCAGUCCUAAUCAUGUCACAUCUUCUGGAGUCAGCCGGUCUAGGCAAUAGAGCAAAUAAGACGGUACCACCUGUUUCUCUGCCCUACAAUGGAGCUCAGUCCACAAAACCCCCGGCUAACCCUUCAAUAGCCCAAGAUUUCCCCUUUUCCUUACAGACAUUAAAGUCACCACCCCAACAACAGCCACUACCUCGGCUAUCAUCACUCCAGUUGCCCACAUCAGCGCUAACAGUAACGGCAACAACUGCAACCACAUCAACAACAUCAUUAGUAUCUCGACCGGCCACGCCGCCAGACUCAGCACACUCAUUGACUUCAUCAACAGCAUCGGUGUUGACACAAUUACCUCAGUCAAGCCCACCACUAUUAUCUCUCACUUACCCUCUUUCACCGCAUCCCCUUCCUCUUGCCUCUCUACCAUUUCGACCUUUCUCAUUGGCCUCACAAUUACCUCCAACCUUCAGUCCAACGUCAACCUGUUUCCCUAACUCAUCCCGUCAGCAUCCCUCUCCAAACAACCGUUUUUCUCCUGAAAACGACCGCCAGUGGGCACCAGCUGCCAUGCUGGGCUUUCAGGCGACCAAAUCUCUGCUCAGCCAGCACGGCAGAGGGGCAUCUUAUUCAAGCCUGUUUUUCUGA
Molecule: messenger RNA, 3384 nt
Organism: Protopolystoma xenopodis
Lineage: Eukaryota; Metazoa; Platyhelminthes; Monogenea; Polystomatidea; Polystomatidae
Source: the annotation of a GenBank genome assembly